AUGUCUCGGAGCGGCUCCUGCCCACACCUGCUGUGGCACGUGAGGCCACGGUCGCUGGGGCUGGAGGAUCCGUCCAGGCUCCGGAGCCCCUACCUGGGAAGAAAAGAGUUUAUCCAAAGAUUGAAACUUGAAGCGACCCUAAAUGUGCAUGAUGGCUGUGAAGUUUUGACAACAAUUCGUUCUGGCCAUCGAGCAAAUAUAUUUAGUGCAAAGUUCUUACCAUGCACAAAUGAUAAGCAGAUUGUAUCUUGCUCUGGAGAUGGAGUUAUAUUUUAUACUGAUGUUGAGCAAGAUGCGGAAACCAGCAGACAGUGCCAGUUUAUGUGCCAUUAUGGAACUACCUAUGAGAUUAUGACUGUACCAAAUGAUCCUUACACUUUUCUGCCCUGUGGUGAAGAUGGAACUGUUAGGUGGUUUGACACGCGCAUCAAAACUAGCUGCACAAAAGAAGAUUGCAAAGAUGCUAUUUUAAUUAACUGUCGACGUGCUGCCACAUCAGUUGCUAUUUGUCCACCAGUACCAUAUUAUCUCACUGUUGGUUGUUCUGAUAGCUCAGUACGAAUAUAUGAUUGGAGAAUGCUGGGAACAAGAGCUACAGGGAUUUAUACAGGUCGAGGGACUAUUGGAAUGGUUGCUCGCUUUAUCGCUUCCUAUCUGAACAAUAAGUCCUGUAGAGUGACAUCUCUGUGUUAUAGCGAAGACGGACAAGAGAUUCUCGUUAGUUGCUCUUCAGAUUACCUCUAUCUUUUCCACCCAAAAGAUGAUACAGCACGAGAACUGAAGACUCCUUCUACAGAAGAGAGGCGAGAAGAAUUACGGCAGCCUCCAGUUAAGCGUUUGCGACUUCGUGGUGAUUGGCCAGAUACUGGACGCAGAGCAAGGCCCGAGAGUGAACGAGAAGAGAAUGGAGAGCAAAGUCCCAAUGUAUCACUGGUGCAGAGAAAGUCUGAUAUGUUAUCAAGAUGGCCUGAAGAAGCAAGUGAAGUUGCACAAAGCCAUAGAGGACAAGGAAGAUCUCUCCCCAGAGGUGGAACAAGUCAGUCAGAUGUUUCCACUGUUCCUGCGGUCCCAUCGAGUCCUGAUCUGGAAGCGGGUGAAACUUCAAUGGACGUAGAUGUCCCAGCCGAGCAGUUUCUUCAGCCUUCUACGUUCUCUGCCACAUCUGCUCAGGCUCAUUCAGUACGCUUUUCCACCGGAAGCCCCUACUCGACUUCUUUGCUGUCUUCUCCAGACAGCGAGCAAAGUCAGUCCCCGGAAGCUUCUGGACACCAUGCGCAUCAUCAGUCUGAUAACAAUAAUGAAAAGCGGCCUAAACCAGGGACGGGUGAACCAGUUUUAAGUUUGCACUACAGCACAGAAGGAACAACUACAAGCACAAUAAAACUGAACUGUACAGAUGAAUGGAGCAGUACUGCCUCGAGUUCUAGAGGAAAUGGAAGCCAUUGCAAAUCUGAGGAUCAAGAGGAAUCCUUGGUCCCACAGAGCUCAGUACAAACACUAGAAGGAGACAGUGAGACAAAAGCUCCUGAAGAAUCAUUAGAGGAUGUGACCAAAGGUCAGGAAGGUACAACUGCAGAAAACCAAGUUCGGGAUCGCAUAGACACAGCACAAUUAGAUAACCUCGCACCUGAGCCAUCAGAUCCCACCUCAGGAGAAAGGAGUGCUCUUACUCCGGGUAGCCCUUGCGGAAUUCCGGCAGAGCCCACUUUGUCUGAAAGAGCCAAGGAAGGGGAGCCUUCAGCCCAGACGAGCAGUGAGGGCACCACCAGUCCAGAGCCCCAGGCCCAGACAGAAGCCAUCGGGCCUUCACCUCAUGAGGAGUUAUCAGCCAGGGACUCUGCUCUGCAGGACACAGAUGACAGCGAUAAUGACCCCGUCCUGAUCCCAGGGGCAAGGUACUGAGCAGGACCUGGGGAUAGACGCUCUGCUGUUGCACGUAUUCAGGAGUUCUUCCGGCGGAGAAAAGAAAGGAAAGAAAUGGAAGAGCUGGAUUCCUUGAACAUUAGAAGGCCACUAGUAAAGAUGGUUUAUAAGGGUCACAACUCCAGGACAAUGAUAAAAGAAGCCAAUUUCUGGGGUGCUAACUUUGUGAUGAGCGGGUCUGACUGGGGCCACAUCUUCAUCUGGGAUCGGCAUACUGCUGAGCACCUGAUGCUUCUGGAGGCUGACAACCACGUGGUGAACUGUCUGCAGCCUCACCCAUUUGACCCAAUUCUAGCCUCAUCUGGCAUAGCUUAUGACAUAAAGAUCUGGUCACCACUAGAGGAGUCACGGUUUUUUAAUCGAAAACUUUCUGAUGAAGUUAUAACUCGAAACGAACUCAUGUUGGAGGAGACUAGAAACACCAUUACAGUUCCAGCCUCUUUCAUAUUGAGGAUGUUGGCUUCACUGAAUCAUAUCCGAGCUGACCGCUUGGAGGGUGACAGAUCAGAAGGCUCCGGUCAGGAGAAUGAAAAUGAAGAUGAGGGAUAAUCAGCUCUUUUUGGCAAGCACUUCACUGUUCUGAAAUUUGUACAAGACAUUUAUUAUAUUUUUUCUUUACAGAACUUUAGUGCAAUUUUAAGGUUAUGGUUUUUUUUGGAGUCUUUCCCUUUUUGGGGGAUAACUUAACAUUGGUUUGGAAUGAGUGUAUGCAUGAAUUUGGGAGAGUGUAUAAAAACAAAACUAGCAAAAUAUUUGUAAACUUUUUGCUGUGUAUGAGGAGUGCUAGAAACUGCAAAGUGCAA
This is a messenger RNA of Heterocephalus glaber (naked mole-rat), 2726 nucleotides long. NCBI's taxonomy places the organism in Eukaryota, Metazoa, Chordata, Mammalia, Rodentia, Bathyergidae. The record is from RefSeq and is a predicted model, not a curated record.